UGCGCCAUGUUGGAAACUGUGAUGAGAUGGCAUUCUGAAAAAGCCAUAUUUGAUAAAGAAUGCAGUAAUUAUCCUGGUUUCGUGACCAAGUUUCGUGUAAGCAAUCAAUUUUCUGAAGCGAAUGAUAUGGUCGGAUUUGAAAAUUAUAGACAUGUGUGUCACAAGUGGCACUAUAAGAUCACAAAGUUCUACUUGAGCACGAUAACGGGCUCACGCAGGCCCCGAGACUUUACGCUGGAAGUAUCAACUUCGUUAGCUUCUCACCUCACGCCACACAGAGAUGCUCUCGCGAAUUAUGCGAACAAUACCUCAUCGCCUCGCAAAUACUACACUACAAAUAAGGAAUUCGGCAACGAUGGUAGCGUGGACACGGCGUGA
Acromyrmex echinatior (Panamanian leafcutter ant) is the source of this 378-nucleotide messenger RNA. RefSeq lists its product as uncharacterized. The record is from RefSeq and is a predicted model, not a curated record. Lineage: Eukaryota; Metazoa; Arthropoda; Insecta; Hymenoptera; Formicidae.